GCCUCCCCUCAUUCACCUCCCGACCCGCCCUAAACCGUCGCGGCACGCGCACCAUUCUAUACGCGCCCUUGACAAUUCCAUGACAUCGACCUCCGCCACCUCCGCCCCGCUCGCCUCACUAUCCGAUGACAUCCAACGGGCACUCCAGCAGGCUGUAGGAGACGCGAACAAUGCCGCCAACGCCGCCGCCGUUCAGGCCAAGGCGAAGAAGUCGAAGCGGCAGCGGGACGAGGCUGGGGAUGGGACCGUGGCGGAGGACGCUGGCAACGUGAGGAAGAAGAAAAAGUCGAAGCACCGUGACGCGAGUGCGAGUGCGAGUGCGGAGCAGGCGGGUGCAAGCACGAGCGAGUCCCCCUCGGGAUCGAGCAAUGAGCGCACGCCUGGCGCUGUGUCAGGCGCGGGUGCAGGUGUAAGUAACGAUACUCCGGGGGCAAGUCCGGAUAUCACUGCAACCGCGCCUUCCAAAAAGAAAAAAAAGGGCAAAGGCAAGGAGCGUGCGCACGAGGACCAGUCACAAUCUCAACCCAUAUCACUACUAUCUGCCCCCGACGCGCUUGCUCCUGCGCAGGUUGUCCCCACCCAAGGCGAGAUCCCCCAAGCCGUGAUCCAGCAGCCCGUACCGACGACGAGCAGCAGCGUGGUCCCAAUGGACCUUGCGACGUCUUCCGCGGACUUUAUCUCUGCAGUGGUUGCGGCGGCCUCGGCGACCGCCGGGCAGCAACCUCAGGGUGGGCAGUCCCUCGACCAGGCGAUGCAGCAGUAUAUGGCCUAUCCACCCCCCGAGUUCGACCCUUACGCCUACGCCGGCCCUCCCCCAGGUCAUCCUCCACACCCGCCCUCAGGACUGCCGCCGGCGCACGGGCAGCCGCACCAUCCGUUCCCAGCACCGUUCCCAGAUAUGACGGGCAUCCUGCCCGACUUGAACUUCGCGUCCAGCGAGGACCUGCUACGCAGCCUGCAAGAGUUCGAUAUCUCGAAGGUUGUCACCGUGCUCAAGACGCUUGGCGAGGCAGCUGCCGCUGCGAACAUCCAUCUGAACGGCCCGCCGAUGUUCGUGCCCGUUCCCCAGCAGCCGCCUCCCCCCACGGUGCAGCAGCAGCCGGUGCGGUCGGAGGCGAUUCUGGGCAGGCCCCCGAAGCAGAAGAAAGGCAGGGGGCAGGGAGCGAACGGGGCAGGGGGGACAGGGGAGGCUGCCCCGCCUCAACCGGAUAACCCUGACCAUGCGCAUAUGCUCGCGAACGUGUGGAUGAACGCAUCGAAGCUUGCGGAAAUGGUCCGGACGGAAGGCUUGGUGUAUAAGAAGGGCAAAUUCUCUGCGACGGAGGAGGCGCAGCUGGCCGCUGCGAUCGAGCGGUACCGCGUCAAGAAGGGUCUUUCUCAGGCUGAGCUCGACCAGAUCGUGUUCUCAAACAAGGUGGGGCGGGAGAAGGGGCACGAGUCGUUCUGGUCGGAGAUCACGUCUGCAUUGCAGCUGCGUCCCAUCAUCGCCGUGUACCAUCAUGUCAGGCGGACACGACAUCCGUAUGCGGGCAAGGGGACAUGGACAAAAACUGAGGAUGAAUUGCUGAUCCAGUCUGUACAAGACCUUGGGCAACAAUGGGAAAAGAUCAGCGACAUCGUUCAGCGGACGGCCGCGGACUGUCGUGAUAGGUACCGAAACCACCUCCAGGAUCGGGACGUCCGGCGUAGUGGAACGUGGUCCAAAGAGGAGGAGGAAGAGCUGACGAGAAUCGUGACGGAGAUGACGGUAGGCCAGGGCAAGGACAUGGACAACGACAUCUUCUGGGGCGUCGUGAGUCAGAAGAUGGGCGGUACGCGGGGUCGACAACAAUGCAGGAUCAAAUGGACCGAUUCUUUGGCUCCUCAGCUCAAGAAUACGGGCGAGCGGCCGCGCUGGAGUGCGAUGGACGCUUAUAUUCUAGUGCACAAGGUCGACUCGAUGAACGUGCGAGACGACACAGAGAUCGACUGGAAGCUGCUGCCCGACGAGAACUGGAAUGUCUGGAGCGCGCACUCGCUGCAGAGGCGGUGGCUAACAAUGAAGCGGAGCAUCAAGGGCUUCGAGGAGAUGUCCCACGCAGAGAUCAUGGAGAUCCUGAAAACGAAGAAGGCGCAGUCGCCACCGCCAUCGUCAAUAAGCCGAAAGAAAAAGAGCAAGUUCACUAGCGCGGAGGCGGUGAACGAUGUCGACGACGUUGAGAUGGAGGGGCAGCCGGAGGCGGGGUCGAGCAGCGGGCCCGGUACCUUUGUCGGUGCUGCGGGUCUAGACUGAAGGGGCACAAAGGACGUGGUGGAAUG
Dichomitus squalens LYAD-421 SS1 is the source of this 2298-nucleotide messenger RNA. RefSeq lists its product as uncharacterized. The record is from RefSeq and is a predicted model, not a curated record. The coding region runs from base 1271 to 2272 and encodes 333 amino acids. NCBI's taxonomy places the organism in Eukaryota, Fungi, Basidiomycota, Agaricomycetes, Polyporales, Polyporaceae. Gene Ontology annotation, molecular function: transcription cis-regulatory region binding; DNA-binding transcription factor activity. Gene Ontology annotation, biological process: regulation of DNA-templated transcription. Gene Ontology annotation, cellular component: nucleus. The transcript has 8 exons.